CCGUGUUUGCCUUGAGAUUCUCCCAUCGGAGCCGGCCAGUUCUACGUCGCUGAACUUGCCAGCCAUGCAAUGGAGGUGGAAGGCUUGGCGGGCCCCUGCCUAUUGGAGUACCAGUUGGUGGAAGGAAAUGGGAAGUGGAUGUCAUGGAAUGCCUCGUGGUUUUUGGCGAUGUUUGAGAGGUUCAUCUAUGGAGAAGGAUGCGGUGGUGACGUCCCAUGUCUGGCAGACUCUCAAGGGGCUCCACUGGAACUGGCCAUCAUGCGUCUGCUGACGGUGAACGUGGUGGGACACCACUUGGUCACGCUGCUCCGUAUAUGUCCUUUGAUUCCCUUUUUCGGGACGAUCUAUGCAGCCUUGUCCUUCAACGAAGCCUACUUGGUUGUGCAGGCAUUGAGCUUGAUCUCCAUGGCUCAACGUGUGGCGGUGUCCAUGGCCAAUGCGCAUCCAAAGCACUGGGGCACCCGCUGGAUGAAGGUGGUGGACAACUACUGGCCCCGCUUGGUGCACGUGGGGCUCGGGGAUAUCAGCAAUUUGCUGGGACAAGUCUUCCGAUCAUCCUGUGACCUUCAGAGAGCUCGGGAAAUCAAGUUCUAUCACAUCUGGACCCAUGCUGAUGCCUUUGACAAGCCGGUGGUCGAUCAAGUUUGUGGCAAUCCGUUGGCUUUGAUGUCCUACCGAAGUACCAACUCUUUCGAGGAGUGGCUGAAGCUCUUCCAGCGACGCGUGGAAAGCCGGCCACGGAUGAUGCUGGUGGACCGGGCGAUCGGUCGACAUCCACUGGAUCAUGAUCUUCCUUCGCGCGUGGCGACCGGGUAUGGUGUGGACUCUGCGUUGUUGGACCUCUUUUGGGCACCUCCAAGCUGUCAAUUCUGGAGCCGGCCCCGAAGUGGCCCCUGCUGUGCAGCGAUGCCUCAUCGAGUUCUCGGGCACUUCCAGGUCUUGGAGGGCUGCGAAGAGUUCUGCUGUCAGCGAAGCUGUUGGGGAUGCAUGCAAAAUGGCACCUGGUGGACUGCUUUGGCCGGUUGCCGUCCCUUGCACUAUCUCAAUUGCACUGUGUCACAAAACCAUGGCUCGAGCCCGUGGGGCCACUGGUUCGAGUUCGGUGUUUACUACGGCGCCACCUUGCAAAGCACUGCUUUGCACCUGCUUCGUGCGACAGCGACCGGCACUUCCGGCACGCCCGGCACGCACCACCCGCGCGUGGUGGGCUUCGACUCCUUCCAAGGCAUUUCAGAAGCAUGGAGGGAGUUCCCAGAGUUCACCUUCAGCACUGAGGGCGAGGUGCCGAUCAACUUGCCGCCCAAUGCAAAAGUUGUGGUCGGUUGGUACAAUGAGACCCUGCCGCGCUUUUUGUCCACCUUCAGUGCCAAGAGAGACUUUAUUGAGUGGGUUCACUUGGACUGCGAUACUUUCCUGGGACUGCUUUGCUCAGCAUUGGCGAAAGGACAUAAGAGGCUGUGGCUCUACACCACCAAGAAGGGAACACUAAUAUGGAGAUGUUUCUGUUCAUUUUCUGGGCCAAUAUGGCGUGUCCGUCCCAUAGUUUGAGCCACGGCCCCUGCCUUUUUUAAUGUUAGUUCUGUGCACGUCUCUUGGGGCUUAGAGCUUUGAUGAGCUUUGUGUCACUCUUCAGUGCUGUUGAAGAAAUUGGCCAUUUAUUUUUUUCAACUGGGUGGAGGCCUCAACAUGCUAAAGUUGGACGGAAAGCAACAGCUUCUAGUUCUGGUACAGAUCACAUCUAAGGACACCAUGAAGUUCUUUCCCGCUUGAAACCUUACCUGGUACCGGGCUCUGUGUUGGUCUUCGAUGAUAUCCUGAAUUAUCCUGGCUAUGAAGAUCACGCCCUGCGUGCCUUCUAUCAGUUCAUCCAGGACACACGCUGGAGCUUCGAAGUCUUGGCAAGUCCUUGGCGGAUCGACUGGGCGAGCGGAUCGAAGCCCAGCAACGGUCGCGCCCAGUCCGCGUGGUGGGUCUCACGGAUGCGGGCCUUAAGUGUUCGGCUCCUCUCCUGUCCGCAGAAGGGUCAUUUGAGGCGAACCCUUCGGGCAGACCCCGUGGAAGUGGG
Molecule: messenger RNA, 2065 nt
Organism: Durusdinium trenchii
Lineage: Eukaryota; Dinophyceae; Suessiales; Symbiodiniaceae
Source: the annotation of a GenBank genome assembly